AUGACCGUCGACUCUCAACCUCUUGUCCGGUCGGAUGACGGCAGCCGAGCCCAGGAGUUCUUCCAGAUCGAAACUAUCACUCAGUGGACGGAGUUCUUCAAGUCAGAGCUCUGGGACCGAUACGUCCUCCAGCUGUCUGUGACGGAGCCGAGUCUCCACCAUGCCAAACUCGCCCUCGGAGCUAUGCAUCGCUCACUGACUACCGACGCAGCUGUGCAAGAAUACGGCAAAUUUGCCAUUCAGCAGUACAACAAAGCGAUCUCGUAUGUUGUGCGCCCUUUGAAGCCAUUGCGCCUUAUCGUUGUCCUCGUAGCUUGCUGGAUGUUUAGCUGCUUUGAAGUGAUGCGAGGUAACCACAAAGUUUUGGGCCUACACCUGACCAGUGGUCUGCAAUUGGUCGCCUCUCACGACAGUGUAAAGCAUGGAGAGAAGGGACCAGAAUACGGGCUUGGUGUCAAUUCGGAGAGUCGUGCCCUCUUGGAGUGUCUUAUGCAACACUUUUCCGUACUGGACUUACAAAUGAUGCUAUACGAGCCGGACUGGAUUUCUGCUUCCAUGCGAUACUGUCAACAACCUCGGGAGCCAAUCUCAUUCUCCUCGAUGAGCCAAGCUAGGCAUCAUCUGACCACGUUACUGCUAGGAGUGAUAGAAAUAAAACGUCAAGAGAUGCGUCUAGUCACUGUCGAUGCACUGGAGAAGGGAGACAUCCACUUUAAAAGACAAAGGGUCCUGGGCGAGCUACACCGUUGGUCAGAAGCCUUUGAGCUCUUCUUCGACCGCAGAACAAGGAAUCUGAUGAGAGAAGACGUGCGAGUCGGGCUGCUUCUUCAAAUCCAACAUCUCGCCGGAUCCAUCCACCUCUCAGUCACUGCAUCGGACGAAGAAACAGGUUAUGACAAACACCUACCUGAGUUCCAGAAAAUCGUGUCCUUGUCUCGAGAACUGAUGGGCCCUUUGGAACCUUCCAGUUCAAAGCGCCCAAAAAUCAAGAAGUUUCUGUAUGAGCACGGCGUGAUACCUUCAUUAUACCUGGCUGGCUAUAAAUGCCGUGAUCCCCUCGUCCGACGGGAAGCGCAUUGCCAGCUGGCUUCAAUUCAAAGGAAGGAAGGUGUGUGGGAUAGUCAUAUGAUGGCCAAGGUAGUGUGGCAUAUUGUCGACAUUGAAGAAAGUAGCCGAGUCGUCCGCUGUUCGUCCGAUAUUCCUGAGGAAGGAAGAGUUUGGAGAGAAUUUCUACACGCUGUUGAUGACCCUGAGCCCUCGACAGUGGUAUUUGAAUUCAGGUUGAACGAUGGCAGCGGAACUCGGCUGGUCGAGAGGUGCCUGAACUGA
Messenger RNA from Exophiala spinifera, 1329 nucleotides. RefSeq lists its product as uncharacterized. The transcript has a single exon. The record is from RefSeq and is a predicted model, not a curated record. Bases 1 to 1329 code for a protein of 442 amino acids. Lineage: Eukaryota; Fungi; Ascomycota; Eurotiomycetes; Chaetothyriales; Herpotrichiellaceae.